This is a messenger RNA of Symbiodinium natans, 1542 nucleotides long. The record is from the annotation of a GenBank genome assembly. NCBI's taxonomy places the organism in Eukaryota, Dinophyceae, Suessiales, Symbiodiniaceae.
AUGAGUCGAUUCUUUGCAGGAAUACUGCUGCUGUUCUGCUGGACGGCAACAGCUAUUCGGACGGAUUCGGAUGAAAUCGACUCAGAUGGUGCGAACAUGAAGAUUUGGGUCUAUACCCUCAACCUGGGAAAGCUCGGCCAGCAGGAGGACAGCAUUGCAGGAAUGGUCGACAGCAUCCUCUUGGUUGCGGGGCUACAGAGCGUCAAGCUGGUCUCCGUCAACUUCCAGGAAGCUCCAAGCGACAAAGACUUCCUCAUUCGGCCGCCGGUGGCAGGUUGGAGAGUCAUCCGAACGCGACACCUCUGCAGCGAAGGGCUCCAUGCCUUGAAGAUACGGUGCGACUUCGCUCUGUUCUCCUUCCUCUACAUCAGAGACUACAGGAGGCUAAGAGAGGCGCCUGUGGACGGCGACAUUCGGGGAGUAAGGACACUGCACUUCACGAAGGCGCACCUCCGAGAUCUCAGGGCGACUGAUGCCGUGGACGACAAGUACGCCGAAGCAUGCGGUGGUGCCGACGAGUCCAACGAAUUGCCAGAGAACUACUGGGGAGGCGUUCUGAACACUGAUGGACCUGGUGGACAUGGUGCCGACAUGGAUGUACUGAAAGCUGCACAGAGAUGUCAUGCCGUGGCCGUGGAGCAUGAAGACACCUUUGGUGUGUCGGCAAAGGCCUCCUUGAUAACUCGCUACAGACUGACCUUCGUUGCAGAGGGUCGGAACCGCGUGGCUGACUUCGUGGUGAGCACUUCGCACUUUGGUAAGAUACCGGAUAGCAAGGAGAUGUUCAAGCUAUCGUCCAGAUCACAGGAGCUGGGCGAAGCCAUGGAUGCCCUGGGAGUUGUCAACGACAACCACACCGUCCCCACCUUCAUGACCGGAGACUGGAACUUCCGCAUGGUGCCUUUUGACGACCUGAAAAAGCUUGCCAAUUUCUCAGGGCUGCAGUACACGGGACCCGUCCUCUCCAUGGUGGCUGGAAAGAUGCGAUACGGAUGGGUAAACCAGAGUCCCAUGCGCGAUGGCGUUGCCUACGAGGAGACACAUGUGGCUGCUGUGGCUUUGGAUCCGCUCAAUGCGCCGAAGCUCAGGCUUCUUCAGGAAGUGGAGGGCUUCGACCAGCUGUACAAGCACUUCGCCACUGCUUCGAAACGUAUGCCAACGUGCCGCUUCAAAGAGGGGAAGAACCGGCCCAGCGCCUUCCGUGAUGUUCCAGUGAUGGUCUUUGACGGGGACGCGAACACAACAACAUUUCGGCCUUCGGAAGACUUCCUGUCGACGGAGGAUGGAAAGUGGUCGACGUUCAAGCGAGAGGGCUACGAUCUGGUCAAGGAAGACAAGAGCAAAUUCCAGAGCUUCUCGAGAUCGAAGCCUGCGAAAGAACUCGUCACCCGGCUGCCCUCGCAGUGUGACCAGAUCUUCUGGAGCAAUGGCAUCCAAAUGCUGUCAAUGGGCCCGGCCAUGGACGUCCUAGGCUUGGCCUUUGACGCCAUGCUGGAGUCUGACCACAACAUGUUAGAGCUCAGAGCAGAGCUCUCGCUGUGA